UUUGUAUGUAGAGACAGUGGGCUGUUUGGCCUAUAUCAAAUUGCCGGUUUACACCGCGGGAAGGAAAUAUGUUUACAGAGGUAGAACUGCCUGUAGUCUUAGUACUGUAUUUACAAGUGUGUGUUUUGUUUUUUUAGUCGUCGGUUAACAAUGGAUUUAUUUUAGGUGAUAAUAAUAUUAACUAACACAACAGGAACGGAAGACUGGGCGAGAACUGCAUUGGCAGCUUCAUUAACUUUUUGCGCAAGAAAGAUUCUUAAGGCUGUAACCGUCCUGGAAAUAUGUCUCGUCGGCUCACAAGAGAAGAGUUAGAUGAACAAUUUGAGCAAUUCCUAAAGGAGUCUGUCUCUGAUGAUUCCAUCGACUUUGGAAAUGCAGCAAGGUCCAGCGUCUUGGAUACAUUGGGAGAUGCCGAAAAGAAACAAAUCAAGAAGAAAGACUCCAAACCAUGGUGGAACAGUGAUGAUCAUGACGAUGGUGAUUCCUCUGUAAAAGGAAUACUGGCAACAGGCAGGAGCUUUCUCAAAUCCCAAAGGAGCUCGGAGACUAUUGAAGAAGUAGAUGAAGAGGAGCAGAAAGAGAAGUCACCGGGUCAGCCGAAUGACAAUAUAGCUGUGUCUAUCAGCAGAGACAGUUUGGAACCUGAAGACUUUGUGAUGGCUUCAGGACCUGGGCCAAGUGCUGUGGGGGUCGGAAUGGACACUUUAGAUGAAGAGGAAGAAAAGGAACGUUUUUUUGCUAACCUUGAAAGGGGAGCGUCGUCCACUAUUGAUUAUUCAAAAUUAAACAAAGAGCUGGACUCGACAGGCUCCACUGUCAUGGCAACUUUGAGAAACAAUGAAAAGCCAGCAUUGGAAAAAGAGGAGAACAAAGAGGAAAAAGAGGACUCUCUGCCUAAAAGUACACAUAUUUCUCCUGAUUACAGUGAAGAUUUCGAGGAGGAUGUGGAUGGCAGGGAAGACCAAGAAAUAUUACUUCGUCCUGGCAGUAGUGAUCAUUGUGAGAAAGAGAAGCUUGACCAGGGAUCAAAGAAAAUUGGAAUGCUAGCUAAAGUGUCACUGCUUGAUUCGCAAGAGUCAAAACACAGUACAGGGAGUGAAAAGGAUGAUGGAAUAAUGAAAGUGGUUUCAUAUGGGCAAAGUGCCAGUGAGAUUGAAGCACUACAAGAGGCCUAUCGCAAGAUUAAUCAUUCUUUGGGAGACACUGAUGUUGAGCAGAAACCGUUAAUGGGUGAAAGCGGAAAGAACAAAAGUUCAUUUCUGCACACUCUUGAAAAUACCAGAGAUACAACACAAAAUAUUACUACCGAAUCAGAUAUACCUACAGUAGAAGAACUGAUGAAACCAAUUGGAAGAGAAGCCCGUGGAUUCGAAUUGCAACCAGUAAGUGACAUUGGGCAGCGAUUUGGCAGACUGGAUGAUAUAGCCAGUAAGAAUUCCUUGGAAGAGCAGCGCAAGGUUUCUGAAGAGAAGCCUGCUUUAAAUUAUUUUUCAGAGGGUCAGAAUUGUGAAAAGAGACAUGGUUUCCCAAAGGCUUGUGGAGAAGCUGUUGAUGACAGAGACAGAAGAAUUGAAGUGGAUAACCUAAUGCAAUAUGUCUCAAAGGCCAAGAUUGUUCCAAGACAUUCUUCACCGGUGGAUACUGAUGGAAAAAUACACAAGGCAAAUGAUUCAGAACUAUCUUCUAUGUUAAGUGGAGGUGAAACUGCGGAUCCUGGUCGAAAAACCCCAUCCAAGAAAACCAAAAGCCCACAAUUUAGAAUGAAAAAAACUUUUGGUGACACCUCUGCAGCUGUCAAGAGUUCUGGAUAUGGCAAAGGUGGUCUCUCAACAAAGCAACUUUUACCUGUGAGUGAUAAGAAGACAGUGAACAAACAUCCUCAAAAGAUGGGUCCAAAAGGUAGAUUACCAGCAGAGAAAGCAACAAGCAAGCUAAAAGGUGAAAAUAUAGGAGGAAUGUCGCAGAUGCAGACAUUUAAUUCCACAAUGACAAAAUGUGGGCUAAAGAUGGAUAAUGGACUUUUUGCUUCAGUGCAUUCGUUUGCUGAUUAUCUGCAGCAGCAGAUCGACAGGAGUAUAAGUGUAAAAGGCCCCGGGCGAAUACAAGAUCAUAUGAUAGAAUCUUCUGGAAAUGCAAUAGAAGAGCUUCCAAUGCAUCACAAUUCACCAAAACAUGCAAGAAACAUCCAAAGAGAGAUCAGCCUGUUACAAAGGGCAGAGGAAGCUCAUGAAAGAUUGAGCACCGAACACAGCCUGGUGGAGAAGCUCAAAGCUGAGUUACAGCAAAAGGAGAGGGAGCUUCAGCACAGAGAUGAAGAGCUGAGGCUCAGGCAUGAGAAAGAAGUGUUUGAGCUGAAGCAGGAGAAUUACAUUAUACAGACUAAGCUCCACAGCAUAGAAGAAGCCAAUAAGAAAAAUAAAUGGGUUUUUGGUGACCCAGGUGACCCAAUAACAGAGCAGAAGUUGAAGCUUAUAGAAAAGGAGGUUAAGGAACAAGAGAUACUCAUUCAAGGCUACCAUCAGGAAAAUGAAAAGCUGUACAGACAGACAAAGGAACUCCAGGCUCUAAAUAAACAAAAUGAGGAAUUGAUGUUCAAGGAGAAUCACCGUUUAAUGACUGAACUGGCUUUCUUGAAGGAACAGAUGACCAAGAGUAACCUUCAACAAACUGUAGGUCAUGACAGUGAGAUGAGCAGAAACCAGUCUUUUACAGAAUUACUUGUACAGCUGAGAGCUGCUCAGAAAGAGGAGGCAAAGCUAGUGGAAGAAGUAAGAAGACUUAAGCAAGACAAACAGUCUCUCGAGGUGGAUCUUGUUCAUAUGAAAAAGGAAAGGGAUCUUGCUAAAGCCCGAGUCAUUCAUACAUCAGGUGAUAAAACCUUUGAGAUGAAGAUCAUGGAAGACCAAUAUAAGCAAGAAAUCUGUGGUUUGAAAAAGAGAUUGCAGUGGUAUGCUGAAAACCAGGACCUUCUGGAUAAGGAUGCACAAAGACUCGGAGCUGCGUCCACUGAGAUACGGAAACUGAAAGAUCAAGUGGAAAAACUCAAGACAGAAGUUGGAGACCGAAAUGUGCAACAACAAAGAAAAUUCAAGGAGAGAGUAGGUGAUGCAAAAAGAAUUCAGGACCUUGAGAGACAGGUAAAGGAAAUGGAGGACAUUAUUCGGAGAAGGCAUCCAAACUCCCUGCCUGCCUUGAUCUUUGCUGCUGCUUCAGCCACAUCCGGUGAAGGAGAUGCUUCUUCCAAAGGUGAUACAGUGAGUUUCCUGGAGAAGAGGAUUACCAGGCUGGAAGCUGAUCUUGAAGGUAAAGAUGAGGAGGCCAAGAAGAGUCUUCGAGCUAUGGAGCAACAGUAUCAGAAAAUAAAGAUCAAAUAUGAGCAAAGGAUUUCAGAGUUGGAGCAGCUGUUGUCCUCCAAACUUAUGAAUGAACAUGAUAAACCUCACCAGUAUGCUACCAAAGCUAAGGUAUUAGAAGAGGAAAUUACCCUACUAAAAGAGGUUUACAAAACCAAUGAAACAACUCUAAAGAGUGAAAUUGACACACUUCGAAAACAGCUUGCAGAAGAAAAAAAGAGAACUUCAGAAGAAUAUUGGAAAAGUCCCCAAAAAACUGAAAAGUUUGUGGAGGGGACACAAUACAAAGUCAGGAUAGAGAAACUCAAUCAUGAAUUGGCCGCCAAAAAUAAAGAGAUACAAGAACUGUUAAAAACAAUUGACAGACUUCAAAAGGAAAGAAGGACUCUGCUUUCUGGCCAAACUGCAGCUGAGAAAGCACGUGAGAGCAGACUGAAGUCUUCCAAAGGAAGCAUAAAAGACACUCUUCCUGUACCUGACACAAAAGUUGUAGGUGACAUUCAGCCCUUUCCUGCUUCUUUGGAUGAGAAAUGUUACCAGCCCCUUGCCUUUACUGGUUCUCAUAUAUCUGAAGUCCUACAAGAAAAUGAAAAGCUGAAAUUAGACAUGGAACAGCUGAAGUUAGAAAUGAACCAGCAAAUAUUAAAACUGCAGGCAUCAGCUGCACAGGCAGAAUGUGAAGCUAGAAGGGCACGUGAAGAAGCAGCUGAACAUAUUUCAGCUUUAAAAGGAGAACACCAGAAAAAGCUGGAACGAAUACUUACCCGCCAGGCUUUGGAGCACUCUUCAUCAAAAGUGGCAGAACUCACAAGUAAAAUCUCUACACAAGAGAUAAUGAUUAAGCAUCUUCGUGAUCAAGCCAGUGAGCUUCAGAGGACUAAAGAAGCACUUGCUGUUGUACAAGUUCGUGAAGAAACACUGCGAACUCAGAUGUUAAGACAGUUGGAAGAACUAAAAGAAGCGAAGGAGAGUCACACCCCUGAGCUAAAGCACUUCCUAGCUCUGGAUAGGAAAAUAAAGAAUAUCGAGAUGAGGCAUGCACAGAGAGAGCAAGAACUCCAACAGCAGACACGUCACAUUGUUGAUGAAGAGAAACUCCAAGAAGCUGAGAAGUGGAAGGGGCUGGCCCAGUUAAGGACUCGGGAAUUGGAGACUUUUAGAGUUGAGUUAGAUUCAAUUCUGAAUGUUCUGCGCGAGCUGCAGAAACAAGGAGUUGUCAUUCCAGCUCCUAGCGCUGUAGGAACCAACUUCUGAGAACGCAUUUGGAAAACAUAACAAAAUACUCUAUUAAAAGUAACAAAUUAUCAUCAUUCAAUGUAAUGUAAUUAAUAAGUGUAUUGAAAACUGAUACAGAUUGUUUUUUCCAUAUAUUUAUCUUGUCUUUAUGAAAAUGUGAAAUUUUUUUUUAAAAAAAGAUAUCCUAAGGGAACAAUAUAUAUGUUUAAUUUCAAAUGUAGAA
Molecule: messenger RNA, 4812 nt
Organism: Polyodon spathula (Mississippi paddlefish)
Lineage: Eukaryota; Metazoa; Chordata; Actinopteri; Acipenseriformes; Polyodontidae
Gene: cep162
Product: centrosomal protein 162
Exons: 27
Coding region: 282-4607 (1441 amino acids)
Biological process (GO): cilium assembly
Cellular component (GO): centriole; axonemal microtubule; centrosome
Source: RefSeq, a predicted model, not a curated record